Molecule: messenger RNA, 3882 nt
Organism: Scylla paramamosain (green mud crab)
Lineage: Eukaryota; Metazoa; Arthropoda; Malacostraca; Decapoda; Portunidae
Exons: 6
Coding region: 2891-3337 (148 amino acids)
Source: RefSeq, a predicted model, not a curated record
AUGUCCCUACAAGGUGAGUUUUGGUAUAACUCAUGUAAGAUAAAAAAAAAAAAAAAAUGAACGUUAAUUACAGCUCCAGAAAGGAUUUACUUCUCUCCUAUAAAAUUAGGAGAUCUGAAACAUUCAUGAUGGUCACUACGAAUGUUGAGAAGCCUGGAUACAACCAUUAGUAACAAUCAGCUCGGUAAUAGUUGUUUUCUGAAUUUUAUUAUUUCAGAAAGUGUUUACGUUGCAGGAAUAAAGGUACUAGGCCUUGCUGGCGCCCGAGAGUAUAAGAAAGGCAGGAAAAGUGAGUGGUGAGUGUGUGGGGCGACACUGUACCCUCCCCACGGUUUUGGAGGACAAAGUGAAAGAUGGAGGCGGAAGGAAGGGCCAGUGAGCUGCGUAUGCUUGACCUCUGAGUGGACGUAGGGGUAAAAAAAAAAAAAAAUGAUACGUUUCGGAAAUAACUUGUAUCGUAAGUAGAGAACGUGCAUCCGUUAAGCAGCCGCGCAUUGCAAGGCCACGAGAGUACGUGGUAUGAUCGCAAGUGACACGUCCGGAAAUUAGCGUUUAAUUGCGUGUGUCUUAAUAGAAAAAAAUAGCUGAUUUCCAAAUUAUACAUCAAAGUAUGACCUCGUCUAGUUCAGGAGAGUCCUUCGUAUAGUAAAACACAUCAAGACGUCUCAGUGUAGAUAUAAAGAUCAUAAAGUAAUAGAUAUAAAGAUGUAAAGUGGAUAAAUAAAUAAGAAAAAGUGUUAAAUCAUUAGUGUGAGGCCAUUUGUGUGUUGUAAAACACACAAAGGCGCUAAAUUCUGUCCACCAAUUAGAGGCAGUUAGGCUCAUUACCGCUCAUGUGCAGUCUUGAGUUCAAUAUAUUACUUUACGACCGCUGUUUACUUACUGUAUAAAACAUCUGUGACCAGGGUUGUGUCUUUGAGCCAAACUGUGACCAGAUAACACGUCAGGAGCGGUCAGACUUGCCCUUCACCUGAAGCACCACCAUCUGCGCCUUUGCCUUUGCUUAUUACUUGUGAGUGUUGCUUGUGAGUCACCAUUGCCCCUGUUCCUUUUUUGUCAAUAUUGAUACUCGCUAUUACGUAUGUGCGUCUUAUUGAUAGGUAUAUAGUGUGUAUGAAAACUCUGUAUUAGUUCCUCAUGCAUCUGCGAAAUUCCCUUGAUCCUUGAUGCUAUACUCGUAGGUUAGUUUAUUUAUUUAUUUAUUCCGUUAUGUAAGAGGGACACUGGCCAAAAAGCAAGGUUGAAAAGAAUAAUCGAAAAUUGGAGGAUUAACUGGUAGCAUCCUACUCUGCAUCUUCUAUAUAUGUUACUUUAUCUAUCAUAAGCCAGUAUAAGCCUAAAAUCAUCACCUGACAUUUUACGUCAAUCCAACAAACGUAUUUAAAAAUUCGCGACCACGUUGAUGUUUUUGGUGUAACAUUGUUGGAGAAGCGUGGUGGUAGUGGUGGUGGUGGUAGAGGUGGGACGUGAGGACGUGAGGAUCUGUCACUGACCUUGCGAUGGCUGGCUUACCCUUGAGCAGUGGUGGGUGAAGGAGAUCGAGGGGAAUGAGGCAACCACGACAUCAGGGAACAGGUGUGUGAGGGGACAGGGAUGAGGUAGGAUGAGAUGAGACGCUUCGAUGCCUCUACUGUCCUUCCCUACACACACACACAUCUGUACGUGACAUUCCUGUUAGUUUAUUUCUUUGGUGGUUGUUUUUCUUCUGUUUUAAUAUUUUUUCUAUUGUUUAUUUAUGUUUUGUCCCUUGUUUCUUUGUUCGAUGGUAAUUUAGUUAUUUAUUUUUUUGUAGAACGUCAGUAAAACGUAAAGGAAAAUCUGCCCUCCGUCCUGUAAUAUUUGGGAAAAUGUUAGGUUUUGUAGGAUAUCUCGUCUUACCUCUCGCGCUCCCUCCUUCCUAGGCAUUGAAAAAGUGCGGGAAAUUUGAAGGUUUAUAAAUGCACUGGUGUGUGAGUGUUAUUGCUAGUUAUCUCUCUCUCUCUCUCUCUCUCUCUCUCUCUCUCUCUCUCUCUCUCUCUCUGUCAGUAGUUGCACAGGUCUUCAAGGGUAUUUUUACGGUUUUAGUGACAGAUUAACAUUUCUACAUUAAUAACAGGAGAAACACCAUUGAAAACCCUGAUAAUCAUCUUUAUAGCUUUGAAAAACAGUCGUGAGGAGAGAGAGAGAGAGAGAGAGAGAGAGUAGGAGCAUUUCAGUUGAGCCUAUUCUGCCCUGGUUCGUGUUUGCUGCGGUGACACGGUGCCGCACUGAGUGAAGAUUGCGUUCAUAAUCACUUAUCGGGGGUGGAGUGGGGAAAGGAGAGUCAGGAAGUGAGGAUAUUUAUAUUAUUUGACAUAUUAUUUGAUAGCAUGUCAACUUUUGUGUGUGUGUGUGUGUGUGUGUGUGGGUGGGUGGGUGGGUGUUGGAUCAGUGACAGGUGGCGCUGGGGAGUUACCACGGCGAGCGGCUGGCUGGCUGCAGUGUUUUGGUCAGCACUGGUCAAUCUUGCCCUACACGCUCUAUUAACCAGUGUUUCCGUCUUCCCGACACCUUCUUCCUGCACCAAGCACCGUCAAGCAUCACCAGAGACGCACGAGUACGUAAGCCAUCCAACAUCAGAACAGUAUAUGAAUAUGGCAAAUGCUGUUUUGACAUCAUUUCCUGCCUUCCUGAGAAACAGUGAUCUCGAGGAGCAUGAAUUGCAGCUGCAAUGGAAAUUGCGCAUCCAGCGCAAGUUUCAGAAUUCAAGAAAGAGGCAGGAUUCCUCAGUGACUGAGGUGACGUCAAGGAAAAAGAAGAUCCCUUGCAUAGCGCCAAAAGAGACUACGUAAAGGCUUACCUUCCACCAAGGCCCCAUUCAGAAGAUGAUGCGUCAUUAAAGAGACAUAGACAGUGGCUUGCUCUACAUUGGAUGAAGAAAGAUCCCGAGUUAGAUGAGGCAGAACGCCUCAUGCAGUUGACACUCUCUGAGAGACGCAAAAAAAUAAUCAAUGGGAACAUUCUUGUAGCAGAAAUCCUGAACUUGUAUCCAUGGAUUCAGACUUUUGAUGGCAUAAUCAAGGAGUUCCUGAGAUUAGAACCACAAGCGGAUGAACCAGACCCAAGAGUAGCAGUUUUGAAAGGGCUGGAGAAAUAUAGGCUCCCAAUAAUUGCCAUUCUCAAAAAAAGAAAAGCAGUUCCUCUGUAUAUGGAAACCUUACUUGAACUCUAUGACCACGAUGAAAGUCAAUAUGCUUGCUUAGUUAUAUUGGGGUUACUUCACCUGCUUGGAGAAAGGAAAGACUCCAUUUUUACUAAGGUACCAGAAGAAGAACUAAGAACAGGGCAGUCUAGUGUGUAUUUGAUGGUGCACCUGUAGCUGAACCAACAUGUAUUUCUAUGGCUGUAGUCUCAUUGGUAGCAGGGCUUUAUGUUUUAAUAUUGAACACCCAAAAAAUUGUGAACAUUUCCUCCGUUUCACAACAUCCCAUCUCUUAGGUAUCAAGUAUGACAAAGGUAACACUUCAAAAACAAGAUCUCUACUUGUAAAACUCAAUGAAGUAAAGACAGAAUUGAGCUACAAAAAUGCAUAAAUCUGCUUCCAAAUAUAUUCAACUCCACACAUAAUGCCUCUCUCUCUCUCUCUCUCUCUCUCUCUCUCUCUCUCUCUCUCUCUCUCUCUCUCUCUCUCUCUCUCUCUCUCUCUCUCUCUCUCUCAAACACACACACACUAGUCAAUUACUAGUUAAAGAUUAAUCAGUGAAACACACACACACACACACACACACACACACACACACACACACACUAGUCAAUUACUAGUUAAAGAUUAAUCAGUGAAAUAAAUACAUAACAUUAUGUUAAUAAGUUUUCUAAAAGGAAAAGGAAAUACUUGUACUUCCCCUUCCCCCCACCCAGUAUUCA